AUGCCAUUCUCGGAGUCAGGCAGCUCCAUAGCAACUGACACUCCAAGCAUAUCAAGCUCGUGUCUUUUCGUAGGCGAUCUCCACAUUGCAGGAUACCAUUUCAAAACCACCUCAGCCACAUACGAAGACAAUGUAGCCCUCAUUCACGGUUACAAGAUCGCCACGAAGCAAUCGGUCAUUGCCAAAGUAUCGAGCCAGUCAUUUCGUCUUGAACGAGAAUUCUAUGUCAUGAAACGACUCUAUCAAUACGCGGAUGGACCAUCCCAUGUGGUACGACCAGUGGAAUACACUCAGCUACAGAAUGGCUUGACAGCUGCCAUUUACCUUGAUGACAAUACCAGCAGCAAAUCGUUCCCAAGCCCACAUGAUCUCGGCGCAUUUUUAAGAUUUGCCAUUCAAUGCACAGACUGCCUCGAUUACAUUCACCGCCACCAGAUUGUUCACGGCCAAGUGCGACUUGCUUCAAUACGAUUCUCCGACAACCGCGUCAAAAUGUGGAACGUAGUUGGAUCAUCCAGCAAUAAGGACAUCUUGUUGACAAGCGAAGGAUGGCGUAAAACGGUCAACAAGGAUGAUCUCCUCGUUUAUAUGAGUCCAGAACAAACAGGCCGCACCACCUAUUGCCCCGAUCAUCGAUCCGAUAUCUAUUCUUUGGGCAUCGUAUUCUAUGUAUUAUUGACAGGAGGGAGGCACCCAUUCGAAGGAAGAGGUGCAUUGGAUAUCUUGAAUGGCAUCUUGAGCCGUAAGAUCACGCUGGUGCAUGAAUUACAUCUUAACAUACCCGAGGUGGUGGGACGCAUUGUAGAAAAGAUGACCCAAAAAGCCCCUGAUGAUCGAUAUUCAAGUGCGCAUGGUGUACGGGCAGAUCUCAAAGAAUGUCUUAAACGUCUUGAAGCUGCUGAUGAGGAUGGGAUUACAUCAUUUCCGCUUGCACAGCAUGAUAUUGCUUCUGUAUUUACAUUACCAAAAACGAUCUACGGCCGAGAACCUGUCAUUUCAGAGAUGGCGUAUAUCAUUGAACGAUGCGCCGGCCUUUACAAACCACCACCACGAUCAUUAUACAGCGCCAACAGCAGCAAAUUGACAACCGAGACUGACAGCUUUAGUGAUGCGGCAUCAUCAGAUCGUGAUAGUAGCAAUGGACAUCGAUCAGCAAUACAUACGCCAAGCCAUGUCAGUGGUUGGGAUGGCAAUAGUGAUAUUGCAAAUACAAGCAAUGGGAAUACACGACGCAUCAAUCGAGUAGGCGCUACCAUUGCUAGUGUAUAUGGACCUGGAGGAAUCGGCAAAUCUACUUUAUUCACCGCAGUACAACCAACAGCACGACAGCAUGGUUAUGUAGCAUCGGCCAAGUUUGAUUCAAGAAACAAGGUGCCCUAUGGUGCAGUGAUCAAAGCACUAUCACAAAUCUUGCAGCAGAUUCUUUCAGAAUGUGAAGAAGAGAUGAAGCGAUUUUAUGAUCAUUUGAAAACAAGCUUGGGUGCCCAGUUCUUCAAUGUCGAGUUACUUGCUGAUUUCGUGCCUGAACUUAAACCGCUCCUGGAGAAUAACAGUAAUCGGGUCAAUCCAAGGGAGGAAAUCCAAAUGGACAACAAUGAAGCUCGUUUUCGUUUUCAUAACCUUUACGUUGAGGUGUUUCGAUCCAUCACCCAAUGGCGUAUGACUACUUUGUUCUUGGACGAUUUACAUCAAGCAGAUGAUCCAUCAUUGGAGAUUUUGCUUACAUUGGUGACAUCCAGGGUCAACAUCCUUAUCUUCGUCUCCUACCGUGAUCAGGAAAUGACCACAAAGCUUAGUCAACUCCUUGAAAAUCCUUUUGCCAACGUGCAUAUGAUUAAGGUUGGCCCACUUGACAUGAACACAAUCAUCGACUUUGUGCUCGACACGCUACACCAACCACGCAACAAUGUCGACCGUAGUAGAAUUAUACCCCUUGCCCAGGUGAUUUUCGACCGCACCCAUGGCAAUGCAUUUUACGCUGCUCAGCUGUUACGCACAUUGGAACGAAAGCGACUCAUUUUUUUCAACUGGGAAAAGAAUGCAUGGGAUUACAACUUGCAAGAAAUUCAAGAAGCAGAUCUUUUCGAAAGCGACAUGCGCGAAUUGGAUGUAACAUUUAUUGUUGCUCGGUUACGUGAACUACCUGCCAAUGCACAACAAGUCCUCAAAUUUGCAUCCUUUGUGGGAGACACAUUCUCGUGGACCACCGUCAAAAAUUUGAUGAUGAGCUCAACCGAUGAUGAAUGCGCAAGAGACAAGAUGCAACGACCCAGCUUACAUCGAUCAGGCACCAGCGUAUCAUCCGUGGGCAGUGAUCCCAUCAGCGGAUUGCAGACCGUUCUUCAAGAGGGAUACAUCAUGCCAGUGGGUGGAGACGAAUUCAAAUGGAGCCAUGAUCGAAUAUCACAAGCUGCUGCUGAAUUAGCUGAUCCAAGUACACGAGACACAAUCCAUUUGAGUAUUGCACAAUGGUUAAUGAAUGAACGUGAGAUUGAUUUGUUCUUGGUGGCUGAUCACUUGCUUAAAUCAUCACACUUGCUUUUAUCGCUGGACGACAAAAGGCCUUAUCGUCAUGUAUUAAUCGAAGCUGGCAACAAGGGAAAUUCAUCAGGUGCACAUGAUAUGGCAUUCAGUUAUUACAUGGCUGCUAUCGAUCUUGGUCAAACGCUGCCGGAUGAAUGGGAUCGAACCAAUGGUGGAUACAAUAUCUCGUUGAAUUUGCAUGUGAAUGCAGUGGCUCUCAGCUGGGCUGUGGGCAAAUACGAGGACACCGAACGACUUUUAGACAUCAUCUUUGCACACGUAAAAGAUCCACUCGAUCGGCUACCAGCCUAUCGUGUCCAAGCGCGAUAUUACUAUGGGUGUCAGCUUCAUCAAAAGGGACGAAGGACGUUAUUUUCAUGCCUUGAGGAAUUGGGCGAGAACACACAGCUCGACUUUACUGAUGAAUGGCUUGAGGAGCAAUACAACAACGUUCAAGACACAGUGGAAAGGUUGGGAAAAGAAGGCGUUCUUGACAUUCCACUUUCCAAGGAUCCUAUGCUGGUCUCAAAGAUGUAUAUCAUGGAAGAGCUGUUAACAACGUCUUAUUGGAGCGGUCACAAGCGUGAAAUGUACUAUUGGGCCAUUCGCAUCAUCUCCAUGUCACUUACUUAUGGUCCUACGAAUGGCUCAUGCAAUGCAUGGAUGUUUGCCGGUUUAUGCUAUUCGAACAAUCUCAAAAAGUUUGCCUUUUCAGAUAAACUUGGUACUAUUGGCAUUGCACUUGCAGACAAGUAUGGAAGCAACGGCGACAAAGGACGUGCAUACAGUCUCUAUCCAGCGUUUCUUAUCUUAUGGGGACAUCAUCAUCGUGAUGCGAUCCAAUGGUACCGGGAUGGCAUGAAGUUUUCAUUCUCUGCUGGUGAUCGUAUCUAUACAUCAUUCCACCAAAUCCAUAUCGCCAUUCUCAUGUUUUGCCUCGGGUAUCAUAUUGCUGAUACGCUACGCUAUGCCGAAGCAUGCUUUGAAGACAUCCACGCUUGGUCACAAUCGAUUGAUAUGAACAGCUUUGCCAUGGUCAUCGUUCGCGUGUGUAAGGCGCUCAAUGGUCACACGUAUACGGAUACGCCCCAAGUGCUUGAUGGAGAUGAUGGAUUCAACGACGAGCAUUUUUUGGCUGAGAGUUGUCGACAAAGCUCAAACCCUGAAUUGGUGAUGAAUUGGUACGAGUCCUUCAAGAUUAUUCCUUUGGUGUUAUAUGGUCAUCUUGACACCGCUAUCGAGAUGGGAUACCGUUGCCUGGCAACCAUCGAAGUGCAUCCCAACCAUCGUCACACACGCAUGAUGUUGUUUUACUUUUCAUUGGCGUUGAUGGAAAAGGUGCGAGAGGCAGCAACGCCUGAAGAAAAGCAGCCUUUGCUCAACCAAAUUAAGGAAAACCAAGAAUUGAUCCAUGAAUGGGCCACACACAGCAGGAUCAACUAUGUCAUGUAUUGGACAACCAUCGAAGCUGAAUUGACUGCCGAGCAUGAUAUACCCAAGGCUUGUCGAUUGUAUGAAAAGGCGAUUGAUGAAGCACGUGAAGGCUCGUGGUUGAUGGAAUUGUGCGUGAUCCACGAAUACGCAGGGGCUUUUUAUCAGCGUAUUGGCAUGUACAAUACCGCGGUGAUGUAUGUCAAAAAGGCUAUCGAUUUAUACAUGAGUCAUGGGUCUUAUGGCAAGGCGAGGCAUGUGAGCACCAAGUUUUCGGAUUUAUUGGCUGAACGACUUGAUGAACGACGAGAAUUACACGACACGGGUGUCCAAACCGAACCAUUGCCUUUCUUUACUACAGCAGCACAAUCCUGGAGCACGUCAUCAGAUGAAAACAGCAAUGGCAAUAAUAGUAUUGCUGCCAAUGAGCCGCUCGUAGCCGAAUCCAUCCCACACGUUACCACUGAGAAAACGCUCAUGACAUUGGAUGUUAUCGACAUUGCUUCUAUUCUCAAGAGCUCUCAGGUCAUGUCAUCCGAAGUGAAGUUCCAAAACUUGAUGACAUCCAUGAUGAAGAUCAUUCUCGAAAAUUCGGGUGCAGAUUGCGGCGCUAUUGUUGUGCGCGAUGAUCAAGAUGGCAUUCGUGCCUAUGGCAGCCAAGAGGACCCUGAAGUGGCAUACUAUGAACCACCCAAGAAGCUUUCAAGCAAACGUGAGCUGAUAUCGAGCCGCAUUGUACAUCACACAUUACACAGCAAGCAGAGCAUAUUCAUCCCCGAUGUGGAAAAGGAUCCAAGAUUUGCUGUCGGGCCUUGGUAUGAACGCACUGGGAGCAAGUCGGUCAUUUGCAUGCCUAUCAACCAUACCAAUCGCACUGUUGGCUGUCUUUUUGUCGAAGGACCUGUCGGCAUCUUUACGCAAAGGCACAUCACUGUACUUAGUCUUUUAUGUCAACAAAUGGGUAUCUCUAUCACCAAUGCCUCGCUUUUCACCUCUGCACAAAAGGCUACCAUGGCUAAAAUAAGAUUGAUCGAGAUGCAAAAACGUGCCCUUGAAGAAGUCAAACGAAGCAAAGAAGAGGCUGACAGAGCUACACGACUACGAGAGAUAUUUUUAGCCAACAUGAGCCACGAGAUCCGAACACCGUUUUCUGGUUUCUAUGGCAUGAUUUCCUUACUUGCAGAUACCAAACUUGACAAUGAGCAAAUGGACUUGGUGCUCACUGCCAAAUCUUCCUGUGAGGUGCUAUUGCAGAUCAUUGAUGAUUUGCUCAACUUUUCCAAGCUUCAAGCUCGCAAAGUAUCAUUGGAUCUUGCCCCUGUCGUGGUCGAGGACUUGGUAGCCGAUGUUAUUGAGAUGCUUAUCGUUAUGGCACUACAAAAGCAGAUCAAUGUGACAUAUACCAUUGAAAAGGACGUGCCACCGGUUGUCAUGGCCGAUUCGAAUCGCCUGAAACAGAUCGUUAUCAAUUUAUUGGGCAAUGCCAUCAAGUUCACGCACGAGGGUGAAAUAUGGAUUCGAUGCUCGGUUGAUAAAGAAAGACAAGCUAAAUGCGGGCCCAAUGAUGCUGCUUUGCUAUUUGAAGUGGUUGACACUGGUAUUGGCAUCAGCAAUGAGCAACGCAAGGUCCUCUUUGUUCCCUUUUCACAAGUGGAUGGUAGUACGACACGUAAAUACGGUGGUACAGGUCUCGGAUUAUCCAUUUGUCUUCAGCUGGUUGAGUUGAUGUCGGACACUAUUGACGUGACGAGCACACCUGGUGCUGGAUCCAAUUUCCACUUUACUAUUACAACCACGCGAGUUCCUCAGCAAGAAGCGCAACAUGCCAAGGUUAUUGCCUCACAGCUUAUGGCAUGGAGGGGUAAACGAUUGCUCGUAGCGUCGAAAUUCAAGUCGACAGUGACCAUGGUGCAACACUUGUUACCUGAAGUGAACGUGGACGGCGUAUGGGAUGUCGACAAACUACCAACAAUCCAAGCAAAUGAUUAUCCCGUUGUCAUUGUCGGUCAUUUUCUCAAACCAUGCAAGCAGCUGGACGAUCUCUUGGCCCGUGCAAACAAUGUCAUUAUGCUUCAUUAUCCUAGCAGCAGCAAUAGCAACAACAAUGGCACGAUGAAACAUCGAAUAGGGCCCAACCCUACUAUUGGUGAAAUUGAAGCUGAAAGACGACAAGAAAAGACGUCAUCCAGUAUGGUGCGUAUGGCAGUUCCUAUCCGUCGACAUAAACUUUUGAGAGCCAUGUGUAGUUUAGUGCAACAACAACAGCAGCAGCAGUCGCCCACACCGUUACCAACACCACAAGCAGCCAAACAGCCUUCCACAAUGGUCACUGAUGAAGAAAAAGCACGAUUUAGUAAAAUGCAUGUACUUGCAGCUGAAGACAAUCCAGUUGCACAAAAAGUGUUGUACAAGCAAUUGACACGUCUCGGAUUUCAAGUUCAAUGUGCCAACAAUGGUCUCGAAGCCAUCGAUGCAUGGGUCAAUCAUCCACCUGGGUAUUUCAAGCUGGGAUUCUUUGAUCAUCACAUGCCAAAAUGUGAUGGCGUGGAAGCAACUCGCAGGAUACGGCGGAUGGAAACAGAACAAUGCGUAGAAAAACGAUUCCCCAUUGUGGCCUUGACUGCUGACAUUCAAGAAAGUGCUCGUAAUAUUUCUCUCGAAGUUGGCAUGGAUGGUUACCUGACAAAGCCAUUCAACACCAAGAAUUUACUCGAAACAUUGCGUCGCUUUUGCAUCGAAGAAGAUUCAUUAUAG
Messenger RNA from Lichtheimia ornata, 6708 nucleotides. RefSeq lists its product as uncharacterized. The transcript has 19 exons. Bases 1 to 6708 code for a protein of 2235 amino acids. Gene Ontology annotation, biological process: phosphorelay signal transduction system; protein phosphorylation. Gene Ontology annotation, molecular function: phosphorelay sensor kinase activity; ATP binding; protein binding. The record is from RefSeq and is a predicted model, not a curated record. NCBI's taxonomy places the organism in Eukaryota, Fungi, Mucoromycota, Mucoromycetes, Mucorales, Lichtheimiaceae.